AUGUUGGCUGCAUUAUCAGUCAAAACUGCAAAAACUUUAUCUUGGCCAACUUCAUUAAUUACUUCUAAUUUUUCUGAGAUAUAUUCAACAGUGUUAACUGAAAAAUUAAUCCACACUGACGGUGACAAUAUCAAUGGUCGUGUCGAGUUUUAUUUAUAUUUUCUUGCUAAGGGACUAAAUCAUGAGUAUGGUAUACCAUUAUAUGAUGAUUCAAGUUAUAAUAAAAUUGGAAUGUUUAUCAUUAGCGAGAUAAAUUAUGUUGAUUUGUAUGGAAUGAAUGGAUUGAUGGAAUUUAUGUUGAACGACAAAGAAAGGCAUUCAACAAAAAAAUAUUGGCGUAUUAAUGAGAAACAUUUUAAAGGCCAUAUUGCAUUGCGUGUAAACACAUUAAACAAUAUCACGUUGUUAAUACAAUGUCGACACAGUGAUGGAAAGCUUUCUUCAAGGAAAAUUAUUCUUUCUUCUGAUACCGAGGAUCGAAGUAUUUGGGAAAAAUUAAAAACGAGUAAUCCUUAUUUGGAAGAAACAUUGCAGAUGAAUGGUAUUGAAUAUGCCAAAAUCUCUUUUCAACUAUCAUUUUUUCGGAUGGUAUAUCCAAAAGAAGUAUUAUGUCCACCUACACCAAAUUAUCCUCAUCCCACAAAUCAACCAACAACUCCAGAUUCAACAAUCGAACCCAAUUUUAUAGAUAUUCAAUCUUCUGAUGAAUUUGAUAAUACAGAUAACCCUUUCGACGACGACGAUGGUUGUUCUAGUAAUAUGGAUAGUAGGAUUGAAGGUCAAAGUUUUGAUGAAGAUAAUGGAAAUAAUGGUAGUGGUGGUGAUUACGUUACAACAUCUGGCGGUAAUAGUAGCAAUGGUUCUCGAUCAAUAAUUACAACGCCAUCGCCUCCGCCAAUAUGUGAAGAUUCAGAACAAUCUUCAGGGGUCAUCACACGUUAA
Entrophospora sp. SA101 is the source of this 942-nucleotide messenger RNA. The record is from the annotation of a GenBank genome assembly. Lineage: Eukaryota; Fungi; Glomeromycota; Glomeromycetes; Entrophosporales; Entrophosporaceae.